AUGGGUUUGGGUUUGAUCUUGGACUCGACGAAAGAGGAUGGUUUGGAUCCGGUUAGAGAAACGGGUCGGGUGAGAGGGAGGAAACGGAGUCCGGUUGUGAAUUCGAUGAGAGACAAAGAUGGGAAGAGACGAAGAGUGAAUUCGUCACUUGUGAGGGGAUUGAGAAUUAAAACGGUGGAGAGGGAUACGGAUUCAUGGUGUCCUUCGUCGGAUCGAUUAGUUAGGUUUUGUCACUUGGUGGAUUUGGGGAUCUCGACGAGAUGA
Molecule: messenger RNA, 264 nt
Organism: Eruca vesicaria subsp. sativa (arugula)
Lineage: Eukaryota; Viridiplantae; Streptophyta; Magnoliopsida; Brassicales; Brassicaceae
Source: the annotation of a GenBank genome assembly